AUGUCUCUGCAAUCUCAUGAAACGAAAGAUCUGUUGGACAUCGUGGACAACCUCCGAUCACAUGGAAUCAAUCGAUACAUCAACCUGCCCGAGAUCAUCGUAUGCGGCGAGCAGUCUUCCGGCAAGAGCUCUGUGCUCGAAGCGGUGUCGGGCGUCAAGUUCCCCAGCAAGGACAACCUUUGCACCAGAUUCGCGACUGAGCUGAUCCUUCGACGAGGCCCAGAGGUACCGAUCAAGAUCAGUAUUGUUCCUGGUUCGCUUGAGAAAUAUCGGUCAGAAAAUGAUCUGGAAAAGCUGCGAAACUUCCACUACUCGAGCGCAUUGGAAGAUUUGGAUCUCGAGCCCGUGAUUGAGGCGGCGAAAGAGGCGAUGGGCAUCACCGAGGGAGGCAUCAAAGUGUUCAGCUCCGAUAUCCUUCGCCUGGAGCUAUCUGGACCCGAUCAACCGCAUCUUACGCUUGUCGAUCUACCCGGUCUGUUCCAAGCUGGCAGUCGUUCCCAAUCCGAUACAGAUGCCGAGACGGUGAAGUCACUUGUACUCUCGUACAUGAAGAACCCACGCAGCAUCAUCCUCGCAGUCGUCUCCGCCAAGAACGACUUCAACAACCAGUCGAUUACCAAGUAUUCGCGCGACAUUGAUCCAGCCGGAGGACGCACUCUCGGGCUGAUUACAAAACCGGACACGUUGGACGAGGGAUCUGACAGCGAGCGAUUCUACUUCGAACUGGCAGAAAACAAAGAGGUCAGGUUUCGAUUGGGAUGGCAUGUUCUUCGCAACAGAGACUAUGGCUCCAAGGACGCGACUACGGAAGAGCGCAACAAAGCUGAAGCACUCUUCUUCCAGACCGGAAUCUGGACGUCGCUUUCGACCGAUCAAACCGGAGUUCACAGCCUGAAGCCGAGACUCAGUAAGAUUCUCAAGGACCACAUUGUAGCGCAACUACCGAAUGUGCUGAAGCAGAUCAGAGCUGGCGUGCAAGAAUGUACAACGAAGUUGGAUGCUCUAGGCACAUCCAGGACCACGGCGCAAGAGCAGCGACGGUAUCUCUUACAAGUCAGUCAGUCGUUCAGCACACUAGUCCGAGCCGCCAUCGACGGACAAUACUCGGAUCCCUUCUUCGGUGACGCCUCUACUGACGAAGGCUAUCAGAGGCGUCUGCGAGCUGUCCUUCAGAACACCAUGACGAAGUUCGCGGCCGAUAUGCGCAAGAAGGGCCACACUAUUGCAAUCGUAGACAACGAGGAUGAUGAUGAUGAUGACGAUGACGCACCGUUGCCACCUGGUCAGAUGUUUCGCAAGGACUACAUUACAGCUGUCACCAAACUUCUGGAGCGAAGCCGAGGUCGAGAACUGCCCGGAACGUUCGACCCACUCAUCAUCGGGCAGCUAUUCCAUGAGCAGCGCAAACCGUGGGCAGGGCUGGUCGACCAAUACUUGCAGAUCCUUCUUCGUGCUGUGCACUUCCUCGCUCGCAAAGCUCUGGCGCACGUCUGCGAUGAAACAACUCUUAUCGGCCUAUCGAGAAGGUUCAUCCAGGUGCGGUUGGAGAAGCUCACCGCUGAGCUCCGCACGAAAGUGAAGGAGCUUCUCAAGCCUCACGAUACCGGUCACCCCAUCACGUACAACCACUACCUGACGGACAAUGUCCAGAAAGCACAAAGCCAGCGACGAGCACGUGAGAUCAAAAAGUCCCUAGAGAGCGUACUCGGUGGCGACUACAGCGGCGGCAGCACUUACAAGCUGAACAUCAAUGUGAAAACUUUGGUCGAUACCCUGCUUGCGAAGACAGAAGCCGACAUGAACAGCUAUGCAAGUUCUACGGCCACCGACUUCAUGGAGGCCUACUAUAAGGUCGCACAAAAGAAGAUCAUCGACGACUUCGCCGUCCUCGCCAUCGAAGCGCGCUGCAUGCAAGCCCUUCCCGACUUGUUCUCGCCAGCCGACGUCAUCGACAUUGACGACGCGACUGUGACUGCUCUGGCAUCCGAGAGCGAGGAGUCUUCGAAAGAGCGAACGCGUUGCAGCGAGAAGCUUAAGAUUCUUGAAGACGGGUUGCGAGCGCUCCAAGACGUUCGCAACAUCUCGCCGGUUCCACAGGAUGAAGAUGACGGGUUUGACUCGGAAGAAAUAGAAAUCCUGCCGAGCCCAGAACCAUCAGAAUGGUCUGCCCACGACGGUGCUGACGAAGCGCCGGCGGGUGACGCAUCGGAAGACGAGAAGCUCUCAUUUUCUGAUUAG
Molecule: messenger RNA, 2238 nt
Organism: Alternaria incomplexa
Lineage: Eukaryota; Fungi; Ascomycota; Dothideomycetes; Pleosporales; Pleosporaceae
Exons: 3
Coding region: 1-2238 (745 amino acids)
Cellular component (GO): microtubule; cytoplasm; membrane
Molecular function (GO): GTPase activity; microtubule binding; GTP binding
Source: RefSeq, a predicted model, not a curated record